Molecule: messenger RNA, 444 nt
Organism: Cicer arietinum (chickpea)
Lineage: Eukaryota; Viridiplantae; Streptophyta; Magnoliopsida; Fabales; Fabaceae
Product: aspartic proteinase 39-like
Biological process (GO): proteolysis
Molecular function (GO): aspartic-type endopeptidase activity
Source: RefSeq, a predicted model, not a curated record
AUGUACACAACAACAGUCAAGCUCGGAUCUCCACCAAGGGAAUAUAUUGUGCUGAUUGAUACUGGAAGCGACCUUCUCUGGGUUAGUUGCAAUCAUUGUGAUAAUUGCCCUCGAUCUAAUGGAGUUGGGUUUAAAUUCAAUUUCUUUGACACGAUAGAUUCAUCCACGGCUGCGAUGAUUUAUUGCUCGGACCGUCUAUGCCCUUUCGGGGUUCAAGGUGUGGAUGUUCGAUGCCUUCCUUCUGUUAAACAGUGCACAUACACCUAUGGGUAUCAAGAUAAUAGUACUACCUCAGGUGUUUAUGUCACUGAUGAAAUGCAUUUUGACAUGAUCCUCGGGCAGCCCUCUCCUUCAAGUGUUAACUCUUCAGCCACUGUCUCUUUUGGGUGAGAAACUGUUAUGCUUAUUUAUUUUGGACAAUUAUAAAUUUGUGUGUAUGUUGGA